AUGUCAUCAAAAAAACGUAAUUUAUUGUCAACUCCUGUUCACUAUUCUGGUGAUGAUCAUAAUCGAAAAUCAAAAUCUCAUAGUCGAUCAACAACAGAUUUACAACACGAUAUGAGAGAGAAUUCUACUGAAUCUGUACAUCUUCCACAUGUAUCGACAAGUAAUGAUCCAUCAUCGUUGUUAAAACCAAUCUCUGACACAAAUUCGUCUUCUUCCAAUUUUGAAGGAAAAAAACACCGAAAUAAAUUAUUUUCAUCUAAACAUCAUCAUCAUCAUCAUCAUCCUCAACAGCAUCUUCCUCCAUCGAAUGUAAAUCAAGAAACUGGUCCACUACGAUCUCUAGGGAAUAUAAAUCAAGAAAAUGGUCCAGUACAACCUCUAAUGCCCAUAUGUAUUAGUCGUGGACGAUCAAAAAAACAUACAAAACGACCACAAUCGUUAGGUCUUGAACUUGUAGAUGUAUUUCAGCAAGACAAGAAAUUACCACUAUCACCACCACCACCAAAUGAAAAGUGUAAUAAUGAGUCAAUGACAAAAAUUAAUAGCGGUAAUUUUAAAUAA
Didymodactylos carnosus is the source of this 561-nucleotide messenger RNA. Lineage: Eukaryota; Metazoa; Rotifera; Eurotatoria; Philodinida; Philodinidae. The record is from the annotation of a GenBank genome assembly.